Molecule: messenger RNA, 1717 nt
Organism: Cannabis sativa
Lineage: Eukaryota; Viridiplantae; Streptophyta; Magnoliopsida; Rosales; Cannabaceae
Exons: 1
Coding region: 935-1474 (179 amino acids)
Source: RefSeq, a predicted model, not a curated record
AUUGUAUAUUUGCAUCUCUUUUAUUUAUACUGAUUCUAAUUUGAGAUUUUUCGUUAUUUUUGAGUUGUGAUUGCAUUUGUCACUAUAUAAAGUUUUCAUUGUUUCAUUAUGUGAACAAGCUUAACUUAUUACAUCUCUUGUCUCUCUUUUGUUUCCUUUUUUUUGUUACUUUUGUUAGGUUCAUAUAUAUCUCUUCUUCUCACUUUUCUUUUUUCGGUUUCUUUCUUUUACUAUAUAGCACAAAAAGAGAACUAAAGACAUGUCAUUGGAGAGAAAGAAAGAAAGAAAGGAAGGAAUAUAAUGCAUUACGAAACAAAGAGAAGAGAAUCUACUAGUUGUAAAGUCCUGUAGCCUGAAGCAUAAACCACUGGAAUCACCAAUAGUGGUAAGUAAAGGCUUAACAAAAAAAAAAAAACUCCUGAGAAGUUGCCGAAACGUUACCUUUGCGUUUUCCUAUAUUAAAAGCCCAAAAAGCAAAGAAAUAAAGCUGAAGCUGAAAGAGGAACUUGACUGUCAUUCUCGUCGAGUCUAAUAAAUAAGUGCAAUGUAUUGUAUGGAAGGACCCUCUCGCCACACUCGUGAUGUAGCGUGACUUACACGCUCCAUCAUUUUUACCAAAGAAUAAGUGUCACGCUCUACAACUGCGCGUGGUAGUCUCAUUGAGCACCUAAUCUUUGUAACAUCUACUUUUUCUCGUCAUCUGGUUUGAGGGACAUGGGAUACAUAGACAGAAGUAUCAGAAUAGGAAAGUCACCAAAACCAACCAAAAACCCAGAGAAAAGGAAAGGAAAGCAAAGUCAAUAUUGCAAAGAAAAACCUUAGGAAGGGGUUUGGAUUUCUUGAUUUCUUUCUUUCUUUCUUUCUUUUUAGUCAAAAAAAAAAAAAUCAAUCUUUACUAGCAGAGGGUUGAAAAAAGGUAGGUCAAGCUAAAUCAAUGGGAGACAACAUGGAGGAAGAGGUGGAAAGACCAUCAACGCCCACAAAUCAGUCACAAGCAUCUGCAUCUUACAUGUUGUUUAUGAGAAUUAUGAGCAAAAGGAGGACAUGGGUAUGCAUCUUUGUGCUGGUUUAUGCAAUAAUUUUAACUUCUUCAUGGAAUUUCCUUAAAUCUAUACUUUCUUGGUACAACUUACACUCCCAAUCCCAGCCAUCUUCUUCUUCAUCAUCAUCUUCUUAUGGGUGGGCAGCCCUUUAUGCAUCUGUGCUUCUUGGAGCUGUAUUUGGGGUUGUUUCCAUGGUUGCAGCUCUGGCAGUGGUGGUGCCAGCCACUAUGGUCACAUGGAUCGCCAUUGUUGUUCUGCUUGCCUUCUUUGGAAAACCCAGGAGGGCUUUGGUGGUGGAAGGUAGGAAGAUUACCAGAGAGAUUGUGGGGUUUGUGAUCAGAAUUUUGUUGAAGGAAGGUAGCCUUGUGGCUGCUGUUUGUGCUGUUUUAGGUUAUUCUGCCCUUGUUGGGAGGAAUACUGAGGUUGAUUAAUUAUAACUCCUAUGAAAAUUUUGGUAAAGUGUUCCUCAAUCUCUCCUGAGACAAUCUUUAUUUUUACUUGUUCUAUAAAUUUAGGAUUAAAAAAAAAACAAACUUUUUUCUUUGGGGGCUUUUUAACCUUAUUCACUACCUGUUUUAAAUUUCCACUUGGAUGUAUUGUAAAUUCUUCUAAUCUUGAUGAUGUUCUAUUUAUUCUUUUCCCAAAAUAACAAGCUUGCUACUGCUGCUGCUGCA